Drosophila miranda is the source of this 642-nucleotide messenger RNA. RefSeq names its product D-3-phosphoglycerate dehydrogenase-like. The transcript is spliced from 2 exons. Lineage: Eukaryota; Metazoa; Arthropoda; Insecta; Diptera; Drosophilidae. Gene Ontology annotation, molecular function: NAD binding; phosphoglycerate dehydrogenase activity. The record is from RefSeq and is a predicted model, not a curated record. The coding region runs from base 3 to 488 and encodes 161 amino acids.
UAAUGGGCUACGAUCCCAUCACCACGGAGGCGGAGGCCAAGGCUGUGGGGAUUCAGAAGCUCUCCCUGGAGGAGAUCUGGCCACUAGCCGACUAUAUAACGGUGCACACGCCUCUGAUUCCAGCCACCAGAAAUCUCAUCUCCACGGAGACUCUGGCCAAGUGCAAGAAGGGCGUCAAGGUCGUGAACGUGGCUCGGGGCGGCAUCAUAGAUGAGCAGGCCAUCAUCGACGCCCUUGAGAGUGGCCAAGUGGAUGGGGCCGCCUUCGACGUGUAUCCCGAGGAGCCGCCCAAGUCUGCGGUCACCAAGGCACUCAUCAGUCACCCGAAGGUGGUCGCCACGCCCCAUUUGGGAGCCAGCACAGCGGAGGCGCAAGUGCGUGUUGCCGUCGAGGUGGCAGAGCAGUUCAUCGCCCUCAAUGGCACAUCCCCGAAGUACACGAGCACCGCGGGCGUUAUCAACAAGGAGGCCCUCGCCCAUUAUCAGUAGAGCGCGGACGGCCCCAAGGAGAAAUUCGAAUUAAUGCAUUCUCACAACAUUACAACGUUCUCUUGCCAGUUUUAUGAAGAGGAUUGGCAGCACUCAUUGUAAAUACAAAACAAGAAUAUGAAUAAACAUAGCAGAACUGUUAUUUCACCGCAAA